Ceratina calcarata is the source of this 256-nucleotide messenger RNA. Its product is annotated as dynein intermediate chain 2, ciliary-like. The transcript has a single exon. The annotation marks the transcript as partial. The record is from RefSeq and is a predicted model, not a curated record. NCBI's taxonomy places the organism in Eukaryota, Metazoa, Arthropoda, Insecta, Hymenoptera, Apidae.
AAUUCUAUAAUUCUGCUUGAUUUGAAUUACAGAGGAUCGAUAAACACUUUGAAACUGUCUCCGAACUUGAGAGUGAGAGUGAAACCAACUAAGAAGCAGCUGCACUUGACUCACAGCGAUUUAGAGAUCCUAAAACUGGAACGAUUGUUAAGUUUCGUUCGAGAACCGACCGUGUUGCCCCCUCCGAAGGACGUGAGAGUGGAAGCUUAACACGGUCGUAAUUUUUUAAUUACAAUUAUAUUUUAUGCAUUCUAUA